UACACAAGGCACGCCUGCUGCCCCACGCUCUCCUCGCUCACGGACCAGCUCUCCUCCGGUUUACUCAUUCACAUCCGUGAGCGAUAGACUACUUUUACACAGGACUAGUAGGAGUCGCUGGACUAGGAGGCAGGACCGACUCGCUCGCUCUCACGGGAGGCUGUGUGUGGCUGCCAAGCAACAUGUUACCAAAACGGCGAACUCGCUCUGCUGACUUGACUGGGAUACCGGGGAUGCCGACCGGGACGAUGUUCGGCGGUUCGGCGGGACUGAAGUGGCUCUCCUGUUGGAUUCUGAUGUCAGUGAUGUGCUUCCACCACGUAGCAGCACAAGAUGACGUUCCUCCCUACUUUAAGAUGGAGCCGGUCCAGACCCAGGUUCAUCUGGAGCGGAACAGGCUGGUUCUUACCUGUAUGGCUGAGGGCAGCUGGCCUCUAGAAUUUAAAUGGCUCUACAACGCCACUGAGCUCACACACUUCUCUCUGGAGUACAGGUACCUUAUCCCGUCUCUGGACCGCUCCCAUGCUGGGUUCUACAGAUGCAUCGUCAGAAACAGAGUAGGAGCUAUCAUGCAGAGCAGCACUGAAGUACAGGUCGCCUAUAUGGGUGAUUUUGUGGAGGGGGAGCGUUCCCAGACUGUGUCCCAGGGAGAGGCUGCUCUGAUCCAGGCUCCACGUAUCCACAGCUUCCCACGACCACAGAUUACCUGGUUCAGGGACGGACGCAAGAUACCCGCCAGCAGUCGCAUAGCCAUCACCCUGGACAACACUCUGGUCAUCCUGUCCAGUGUGGCCCCUGAUGCUGGACGGUACUACACCCAGGCUGUCAACGACAAGAACGGAGAGAACAAAACCAGCCAUCCUAUCCUACUGACUGUGGAGAACGUGGGGGGGCCUGUGGACCCCAUCACCCCCACCAUCAUCAUCCCUCCUAAGAACACCAGUGUGAACGCAGGGAGGAAUGAUGUCAUUAUGGAGUGUGUGGCCAAUGCUAGACCUCUGAUCAAGAUGGUUAUAACCUGGCGUAAGGAUGGUGUUGUGGUCAGUACAGGGAUACGUGACUUUGGCCGCAGGCUGACCAUCAGCCUCCCAGCGGUCAGUGACAGUGGUUACUAUGAAUGUGAGGCCACCCUCCGCAGCAGCACUGUGCCAUCGGUCAACGCAGGGGCCUACCUACAUGUUCUAGACCAUCCCCAGUUUGUGAAGGAGCCUGUCCAACACAUCAGUGCAGAGAUGGAGAAGGUGGUGGAUAUCCCCUGCCAGGCACGAGGUGUCCCCCAGCCAGACAUAGUGUGGUAUAAGGAUGCUGUGGUCAUCAGUCCAGUGAAGAUGCCCAGGUACAGGGUGUUAGUUGGGGGCAGUCUGCAGAUCAACGGUCUGUUACCUGACGAUACAGGGAUGUUCCAAUGCUUCGCCCGCAACCUGGCUGGAGAGAUACAGACCAACACCUACCUCGCUGUCACCAGUAUUGCCCCCAACAUCACGGCAGGUCCAGCUGACAGUGCUGUGAUUGACGGCAUGUCAGUCAUCCUCCACUGUGAGACCAGCGGAGCCCCGCGACCAGCUAUCACCUGGCAGAAAGGUGAACGUGUGUUGGCCAGUGGUUCUGUCCAGCUGCCCAGGUUCACCCUGCUGGAGUCAGGCAGUCUACUGGUCUCCCCGUCUCACCUUUCUGAUGCUGGGACUUAUACUUGCAUGGCCAGCAACUCCAGAGGCAUAGACGAGGCUGCCGCAGAUCUACUGGUGUGGGCACGGACCCGUAUCACCAAGCCACCUGCGGACCAGAGUGUCAUCAAGGGGACCAAGGCUGUCAUGUCCUGUGGGGUGACCCAUGACCCCAGUGUGUCUGUCAGGUAUGUUUGGGAGAAGAGUGGUUCAGUGGUGGAUGUGAGCACCUCUCCCAGGCUCCGUCUGGACCCUGACGGGACCCUGCACCUCUCCCAGACCUGGUCAGGUGACAUCGGAACAUACACCUGUAGAGUCACCUCUGUAGGGGGCAACGACUCACGCAGCGCUCACCUCAGAGUCAGGCAGCUUCCCCAUGCUCCAGAGAUCCCUGGUGCAGCUCUGAGCCAGGUAGAGAAGAGGGCCAUCAAUCUGACCUGGGCUCAGGCCUUCGAUGGGAACAGCCCCCUGAUCCGAUACAUCCUGGAGGUCUCAGAGAACAAUGCCCCAUGGACAGUGCUCCUGGCCAAUAUCGAACCAGAGUCGACCGGGGUGACCGUGGGUGGUUUGAUCCCAGCACGGUCCUACCAGUUCAGGCUGUGUGCGGUCAACGACGUGGGCAGGGGACAGUUCAGUAAGGAGACUGACCGACUCUCUCUACCAGAGGAGCCUCCCAGUGCCCCUCCUCAGACGGUGAUUGCCAGUGGUCGUACCAACCAGUCCAUCAUGAUCCAGUGGCAACCACCCCCGGAGAGCCACCAGAAUGGACCGCUCCAGGGAUACAUCAUCAGGUACUGUCUGUCAGGUCUACCAGUGGACUGUCAGAUGAAGAACAUCACCAGGCCAGACCAGAAUAACCUACUCCUGGAGGACCUCAUCAUCUGGACUAACUAUGAGAUUGAGGUGGCAGCCUACAACAGGGCUGGGAGGGGUACCUACAGCCACAAGGUUACAGAGUGGACCCUGCAGGGAGUCCCCACUGUCCCACCAGGUAAUGUCCAGGCUGAGCCAUUCAACUCCUCUACAGUCAGACUGACCUGGUCAGCUCCUAGCCCUCAGUUCAUCAACGGCAUCAACCAGGGAUACAAGCUGUUGGCGUGGGAGGCGGGUCAGGAGGAGGAUGUUACCAUGGUGACAGUGAGACCUAACUUCCAGGACAGCGUGCAUGUGGGCUACGUGACGGGACUGAAGAAGUUCACAGAGUACUACACCUCUGUCCUGUGUUUCACUACGCCUGGAGACGGCCCUCGCAGCCCGCCUCAAAGACUACGCACUCACGAAGACACGCCUGGUGCCGUUGGUCACCUGAGCUUUACAGAGAUCCUGGACACAUCUCUGAAGGUCAGCUGGAAAGACCCCAAUGAGAAGAAUGGAGUCCUCACAGGCUACCGUAUCUCGUGGGAGGAGUUUAACCGGACCAACACCCGGGUAACCCACUACCUCCCUAACCUGACCCAGGAGUACCGAGUCACCGGGCUGACCGCCCUCACCACCUACACCAUCCAGGUGGCUGGGAUGACCUCCAAGGGACAGGGUCAACUGUCUUCUUCUACUAUAUCAUCUGGAGUUCCCCCAGAGAUGCCAGGCCCGCCAACCAACAUAGCCAUCUCCAACAUCGGCCCCCGCUCUGUGGCCCUGCAGUUUAAACCUGGCUAUGACGGCAAGACAUCCAUCUCACGCUGGCAGGUCGAGGCACAGAUUGGUAUAAUCGGGGAGAAUGAGGAGUGGGUGAUGGUCCACCAGUUGCCCAACGAGCCUGAUGCCCGUUCCCUGGAGGUCCUGGAACUGAACCCCUACACCUCCUAUAGGUUCCGUAUGCGCCAGGUGAACAUAGUGGGGACCAGUCCUCCCAGCCAGCCCUCCAGGAAGAUCCAGACCCUGCAGGCUCCUCCAGAUAUCUCCCCCUACAACGUCACCCUCCGAACAGCCUCAGAGACCAGCCUCUGGCUCCGAUGGGUGCCUCUUCCAGAGUGGGAGUACAAUGGGGACCAGGAGUUGGUGGGUUACCGGGUUCAGUACUCCAGAGCGGCAUCUAAGGAAGGGGUCCUAUCCCAUGUCAUCAGUGACCGGCUGGAGAGGGAGUUUACCAUAGAGGACCUGGAGGAGUGGACAGAGUACGAAGUCAGGGUUCAGGCCAUCAACGGCAUGGGUUCUGGGCCCUGGAGCCAGCCUGUCCAGGGCAGAACCAGAGAGUCUGUGCCAUCCUGUGGUCCCACCAAUGUGUCAGCCUUCGCCACGACUUCCAGCAGCAUCCUGGUCCGCUGGGGGGAGGUCCCUCAGACUGACCGCAACGGACUCAUCCUGGGAUACAAGGUGGUGUACAAGGACAAGGGUUCAGACUCUGUCCCUCAGUACUGGGUGGUGGAGGGGAACACCAGCCACAGUGUUCAGUUGAGUGGUAUGGGGAAGUACGUGCUGUAUGAGAUCCAGGUUCUGGCCUUCACACGGAUAGGAGACGGCAGGAGCAGCAGGCCGUCCAUCCUGGAGAGGACCCUGGACGAUGUCCCAGGUCCUCCAGUGGGCAUCCUGUUCCCAGAGGUGAGGACCGGCUCAGUCAGGCUCAUCUGGCAGCCUCCUGCCCAGCCUAACGGCAUCAUCCUGGCCUAUCAGAUCACACACAGACGGAACACCUCUAAUAGCAACGCUGCCACUGUGGACGUGCUGAGCCCCAGUGCACGACAGUAUACAGCAUCUGGACUGAAACCAGAGUCCGUCUACGUGUUCCGCCUCACCGCUCAGACACGCAAGGGCUGGGGGGAGGCUGCAGAGGCCCUGGUGGUCACUACAGAGAAGAGAGCGCGGCCCCAGCCAGCCAGCCGUCCCACAGUGCCCCAGGAGGACGUGCAGGCGCGCAGCGUGAUGUUGUCAUGGGAACCAGGUAGCGACGGCCUGUCACCUGUCCGAUACUACACGGUGCAGUACAGAGAGCUACCAGACAGUAACUGGACUGUCCACUCUGCAUCGGUCAACCACGAGGCCAGCUCCUACAUAGUGGACAGCCUCAAGCCGUUCACCUCCUACCAGUUCCGAGUGAAAGCCACCAACGACAUCGGGGACAGUGAGUACAGCCAGGAGAGUGAGGCUGUCACCACGCAACAGGACGCCCCAGACAAAGCUCCCACAAUCCUUUCUGUUACACCCCACACCACCACGUCGGUGCUGGUCCGAUGGGAGCCGCCUGCUGAGAAGCAGAUAAAUGGGGUACUGCUGGGGUUCAGGGUACGAUACCGGGAGUUACAAUACGACCACCUCCGUAGCUUCACCAUACGAACCAUCAACAGCCCCGCCUCCAACUGGGCCGAGCUCACCGCCCCCUACAGUGUGAGGAACCUGAGCGAGUCCUCUCUCACCCAGUACGAGCUGGAUAACUUGAGUAAACACAAGCGUUAUGAGAUCCGCCUAAGUGUGUACAACGCCGUGGGAGAGGGGCCUACCAGCACACCACAGGAAGUGUUUGUAGGAGAGGCAGUUCCAACAGCCCCGCCCCAAUCUGUGACCAUCCAAUCAUCAACAGCCACCCAGCUGGAUGUCACAUGGAGCCCGCCCCCUCUUGACUCUCAGAAUGGAGACAUACAGGGGUACAAGAUCUACUUCUGGGAGUUCCAGCUGCAGAAUGAGACAGAGAGACUGCGUACCAUGUUCCUCCCAGAGCUAGGGGUCAAGAUUAAGAACCUGACUGGCUAUACCACAUACAUGAUCAGUGUCGCAGCCUUCAACGCAGCAGGGGACGGGCCCCGGAGUCCCCCGACCAGGGGCCGAACACAACAGGCUGCCCCCAGUAGACCCAGCUUCCUCCACUUCAGUGAGCUGACCACCACGUCAGUCAACAUGUCGUGGGGAGAGCCAGGCCAGGCCAACGGCAUCAUCGAGGGCUACCGCCUGGUCUACGAGCCCUGCACACCUGUUGAUGGUGUUAGUAAGAUAGUCACAGUGGACGUGAAGGGCAGCACCCCCCUGUGGAUGAAGAUUAAGGACCUGGCUGACGGGGUGACCUAUAACUUCAGGAUCCGAGCCAAGACACUCACCUACGGGCCGGAGGUGGAGGCUAACAUCACUACCGGACCAGGAGAAGGAGCCCCAGGCCCUCCAGGUGAACCCUUUAUCUCCCGGUACGGCACGGCCCUCACCCUACACUGGACCAGUGGAGACCCAGGCCGAGCUCCCAUUACACGCUACGUCAUUGAGGCCAGGCCCUCUGAUGAAGGACUGUGGGAUAUCCUCAUCAAAGACAUUCCAAAGGAAGUGACAUCAUACACACUGAACCUGGACAUGCUGAGAGAAGGGGUUACUUAUGACUUCCGGGUCAUUGGGGUCAACGACUACGGCUAUGGCUCCCCCAGUGCUCCUUCACCCUCUAUCUCUGCCCAGAAAGUGUCUCCCUUCUAUGAAGAGUGGUGGUUCCUGGUGGUCAUCGCUCUGGUGGGCCUAAUCUUCAUCCUCCUCCUCAUCUUCAUCCUCAUCAUCAGGGGCCAGAGUAAGAAGUACACCAAGAAGGCUGACUCAGGGAGCCACAGUAACAGCACCUCCCUGCCCCUGUCCCAUGGGGAGAUGGUCAGGCUGGACGAGGGCCGUUUCCCCGCCCUAGAACUCAACAACAGACGCCUGUCUGUCAAGAACUCCUUCUGCCGCAAGAACGGCAUCUACACACGGUCUCCCCCGAGGCCCAGUCCAGGCAGUCUACACUACUCUGAUGAAGAUGUCAGUACCAAGUAUAACGAUCUGAUCCCUGCAGAGAACAGCAGCCUGACUGAGAAGCCCUCUGAGAUAUCAGACUCACAGGGCAGCGACAGCGAGUACGAGGUGGAUCAGAACCGGGGUGGGCAGCCGAAGACCCACUCCUUUGUCAACCACUACAUCAGUGACCCCACCUACUAUAACUCCUGGCGCCGCCAGCAGAAGGGCGUCUCCCGCCCCCCGGCCUACGGAUAUACCCAGCCAGAGCCGCUGCACCCCCAACCCCUGGAUGAUCAGGACCCCAUCCAGCCCACCACCAACACCACCCCGAGACACCCUCCACCCCUGCCCCCACUACCCCCCCUGCUGCCCCGGGCCCUCUCUCCAUCCCCCCAGCCCCAGGGCCUCCAGGGGCUCCAUAGCCAAGGGGGUCUCAUCCAGGGUCUGGCACCCCAGUGUCAGGGCACACUAUUCAGGCCAAAGGGCAGCCGGACUCCCACUCCCUCGCUGCUGUCCUGUUCUGUGUCUGAACCCCCCAGCCAGCAUGGGACCCUCCUGUACAGCAGUAGGCCUCCAAGCAGCCUGGGCUGUUCCUCCACGCAGCAGCCUCCUACCGCGGGAUUCUCCUCUUUCGUUUGAACCACGUUUAACACACUGCUCCCAGUAGGAACAUACAUCCCAGAGGUCUCUUUUAUCCCUCAUUCACACUAUAGGGCUGACCCUGAGCUCUAUUGGUCUGGCUACCCCUCAUUCACACUAUAGGGCUGACCCUGAGCUCUAUUGGUCUGGCUACCCCUCAUUCACACUAUAGGGCUGACCCUGAGCCCUACUGGGCUGGCUACCCCUCAUUCACACUAUAGGGCUGACCCUGAGCUCUAUUCGGCUGGCUACCCCUCAUUCACACUAUAGGGCUGACCCUGAGCCCUAUUGGGCUGGCUAGCCCUCAUUCACACUAUAGGGCUGACCCUGAGCCCUAUUGGGCUGGCUAGCCCUCAUUCACACUAUAGGGCUGACCCUGAGCCCUAUUGGGCUGGCUAGCCCUCAUUCACACUAUAGGGCUGACCCUGAGCCCUAUUGGGCUGGCUAGCCCUCAUUCACACUAUAGGGCUGACCCUGAGCCCUAUUGGGCUGGCUAGCCCUCAUUCACACUAUAGGGCUGACCCUGAGCCCUAUUGGGCUGGCUAGCCCUCAUUCACACUAUAGGGCUGACCCUGAGCCCUAUUGGGCUGGCUAGCCCUCAUUCACACUAUAGGGCUGACCCUGAACCCUACUGUGCUGGCUUGGACAGUUUCUUUUCACAUGAUCCUGUCCAACAUGGUUCCAUCUACUAUAGUGGAUGUGUAACCUGGCCAGCGCCGUACAGCUCACUUUAGCUCAUAGUGAAAAGGGGAUUCUUUUGUUGUAGUUGGUUUACAUUUUUUUCUGCUUGUUUCUUAAUGACAACUAUUUUUAAAGGUGUUCUCUCGAUAUUAUAGUAAACAUUGCAGGCAUCUUAGAUAUUAUUUUUUCGCUCUCCCGUGUGUGUGUGUGUGUGUGUGUGUGUGUGUGUGUGUGUGUGUGUGUGUGUGUGUGUGUGUGUGUGUGUGUGUGUGUAUGAUUGAGCAAGAGAGAGUGAGAGAGAGAAAGAGUGAGUGUGACAGAGAGAGAGAGAGAGAGAGAGAGAGAGUUUCAUUUUGUUUUAAAAGACAAUCAUUCAGAAUGUUUAUGAUGCUUGGCACAUUAAUAAUAGUAUUUUACAUGACAGCCACGACACGUGAACCAGGAAAUUAGUAUUUAAAGUGCAGCCUAUAUGAACAAGAGAACAGUACCACAUCACAAAGGAUCAGUGGACUGUGGACUAUGUCUUACAGAGAAUGACAGAAAACACAAUUAAAGGGGAAAAGACUCAAUGUGGGCUAGAAAUAUGAACCAAGGACAAACGUAAGAGUCAACUGUAACAUGACGAAUGACAUUUGGUACCACGACACUCAAUCAGCUACAACGGCUUCAACACCUUUGAUGUUCUUCUCACUUAAACCCAAAACAUUGUUGCUAUUUUAUAUGUACAUAUGUGAUAUGCAUUUGUCUUCAUUUUGAUGAACAGAUAUUUAUUUCUUAAUGGUAUCUAUCAAUCACUUCUGUAAUGGUAAUGUUAUCAAUCUCAUUAAAAAAGUAUUGCAUAAUGUUAUCUGUGUGCUUACAGCUACAGUACAUUCCUCUGCAACUGCAUAAUGUUGAAUGUGGUUUUUCAACACUUUACAAUAUGAUUUAGGCUUAAUUCCACCUAUACAUAGAUAAACACCCACAUUUGUUGUAUUAUAAUAUUCAUUUGACCAAAGUAUUAUGGGACAUUUCUAACGGGAUGGAAACCAUUGGAAGAAGGUGCCUGAUCACAUUAAAGGUCCAUAAGGACACUUAUAUCACCUGUGUUGUUGUGUGCUGAAACUCACUGUACACAUCAGAACCACAUGACCAUGGUACUACUGCAACAAUAAAUUAUUUUAUUUUCUACAAA
This is a messenger RNA of Salmo salar (Atlantic salmon), 8832 nucleotides long. NCBI's taxonomy places the organism in Eukaryota, Metazoa, Chordata, Actinopteri, Salmoniformes, Salmonidae. The record is from RefSeq and is a predicted model, not a curated record.